UCGAAAGACUCUUUCAAACAAUAUUGAAGUUUUUCUUCCAUUAAACAAAUCUUGUUUCAAUUCAAGAGCAGAAGAGCAACGUAUGCAUUUCUCAAAAGCUUUGUUAACUUUGCAUGUUAAUGGAGGAAUCUAUGCUAGGUCGGUGUAUUAGCUCACCUAAUCAGACGGCACAAUGCUGUCGGCUGUGCCAAAAAAAAAAGGGCAAAAUUUGAUCCAGCGACCUCCCAUUUCGAAUGCAUUGACUUCAUCAAUAAGCCUGCAUAUUUAUGUGUAUUAUAUUGUUUUUUGUUGAUUUUGGUCAAGAUUAGUACAGCUAACAGCUCUUCAAACGCUCCUUGAAACUAGGCCCCAGUGUGGUGCCCAUGAUGUAGUAUAAAAGUGCAUCAGCUCAGUCCUAAAUUAUCACAAGCUCUUGGCUCAGAGUUUAUGGUGAGUAGAGAGUGAUAAUAAGGUUCAGUUUGAGAGGUUUAAGAUGGCCAUGAGAAUUGGGAGUUUGAGUGUUUUCAUAGUGUGUUGUAUGUCAAUGUUGUGGUCAUCUGUCUCACAGCCUCUCUAUAACAAUGAUUUGAGUCCAGAGUUCUAUGAAAGUUCGUGUCCAAAUGCUGAGCAAAUUGUGAAGUCUGUCGUGCAGAAUGCUGUGAUGAAGGAAGCCAGAAUGGCGGCUUCUUUGCUCCGUCUUCAGUUCCAUGACUGUUUUGUCCAGGGGUGUGAUGCAUCACUGUUUCUGGACGACAGUGCCAAGAUUGUGAGCGAAAAGAAUUCAAAUCCCAACAAAAAUUCAGCCAGAGGAUUCGACGUAAUCGACCAGAUAAAGAGUGAGUUGGAGAAGGCAUGCCCAAAAACUGUCUCCUGCGCAGACAUUCUUAUCAUUGCCGCUCGUGACUCUGUUGUCUUGAGUGGAGGACCCAGUUGGGAAGUUACAUUGGGGAGAAGGGAUUCCACAAGUGCAAGUUUGCAAGGAUCAAACAAUAACAUCCCUGCACCAAACUCAACCCUGCAAACUCUUAUCACUAAGUUUAAACGCCAAGGUCUGAAUGAGGUUGACCUAGUAGCACUUUCAGGCAGCCACACCAUUGGUCAAUCUCGUUGCACAAGCUUCCGACAAAGGCUGUACAACCAGAGUGGAAAUGGGCAGCCCGACUUCACCCUGGAGAAGAGUUAUUCCACUAAGCUGAGAUCUGUGUGCCCACAAUCAGGAGGAGACAACAAUCUCUCCCCAUUGGAUGCAGUAACUCCUACCAAAUUCGACAACUACUAUUUCAAGCUAUUGCUGAGCAACAAAGGACUGUUGAAUUCUGACGAGGUUUUGUUCACCAAGGGGCAAGUAAAAACAAUGGAGACUGUGAAAUUAUAUGCGGAACAGGAGGAGGUGUUUCUGAAGCAAUUUGUGGAAUCGAUGAUUAAGUUGGGAAAUAUGAGUCCCCUCACCGGCAAUCAAGGGCAGAUCAGGACUAAUUGUCGCUCUGUUCUGUAGCACUCUAUUGAAACCCACUUUGCAAUGAUUUUUGCCGCCAUGAAUGAGUCAGAGAUCGUUAGUAUGCAUUUCUUUUUACUGUUUCGGCGGACUUUAUGCCCCACCCAAUAAUCCUUAUAUCUUUGUUGUCCUCUAAAAUAAUGAUUUGUGUUUCCCAAUUAAUAAAAGUUUUGAUUCUCCCUUUC
This is a messenger RNA of Cryptomeria japonica (Japanese cedar), 1659 nucleotides long. RefSeq names its product peroxidase 15. Gene Ontology annotation, molecular function: heme binding; peroxidase activity. The transcript is spliced from 4 exons. NCBI's taxonomy places the organism in Eukaryota, Viridiplantae, Streptophyta, Pinopsida, Cupressales, Cupressaceae. Bases 473 to 1474 code for a protein of 333 amino acids. The record is from RefSeq and is a predicted model, not a curated record. Gene Ontology annotation, biological process: response to oxidative stress; hydrogen peroxide catabolic process.